AUGCUUAGAGAUGUUUUGAAAAACAAACCUAAUGUAGACGUGGUGAAACUUCAAAAGUCUGGUGGUGUUGUCUCUAGAAAUGCAAAAGUUCGUCAGAAGGCCAGAGCAUACAGAAUACGUGAAUACUUUUAUGGCAUCGCGAAAGAUCUUUCCCCUCAUUCCAACACUGCAAACUUCAGUGAUUUGUGCAUCUACCGAGUCGGUGGGGGCCCAGCGGCCCCACGAUCUGCUCUGCCAGCAGGCGCUGAACCGACUGCUGACCCGACAAGAGUGAUCCCUGUCAAUGUUAACCAAGACUUGCAGCAUCUAGUGCUAGCUGUAUCCUUUGCUAAAGAACCCGAUGAAAUAGUCUCCAGUAAUGUUGCUGGGUUCAUCUGGAUCACUGGCAUUAACUUCGAAAGCAAGACAGUUACGUACCUUGCGCCAUCUGCUGGAAGUCUUCCGGGUAAAUAUUUGAUCGUGGGGAAUCUGACUUGGGUUGAAACUUGA
This is a messenger RNA of Striga hermonthica, 489 nucleotides long. The record is from the annotation of a GenBank genome assembly. Lineage: Eukaryota; Viridiplantae; Streptophyta; Magnoliopsida; Lamiales; Orobanchaceae.